Molecule: messenger RNA, 2134 nt
Organism: Oxyura jamaicensis (ruddy duck)
Lineage: Eukaryota; Metazoa; Chordata; Aves; Anseriformes; Anatidae
Product: coiled-coil domain-containing protein 194-like
Exons: 7
Coding region: 1031-1684 (217 amino acids)
Source: RefSeq, a predicted model, not a curated record
GGGGGGGUCCCUUACUGGGACCCCCGGGCACAGGGGUGCGAGUUUUCUUUGCGCUGCCCAGCCUGGGGAGGGGAAGAGCUGGUGCCUGAGGCUGUGUCCCCUGUCCCUUUCUGUCCCUGCGCCCAGAACACGCUGAAGAGCACCGUCCCGGAGCUGACACGGCAUUUAACCCAGCUGCAGCAACACAGCGGUGAGCAGGAGGCCAAGGUGGUGCAGCUGCAAGAGGACAUCAGGGAGCUCAAGGAGAGGCUGGAACAGCAGCAGCAGCAGCUGAAGGAGGCGCAGAAGGGCAGGAGCAGUCUCCAGUCGCAGAUCUGGAACGCGCUGUCAGAGAUCCAGUCCGUACAGCGCUGGCACUCGAGUGGGACCAGCGUGACGUUCCCUGGCGUGGCCGCACCCCUCGUCCUCCUGGCUCUGCUCUUCGUAGGGACGCUGCUGCUUUGAGCACGGAGCUGCGAGAACAUGGACCUGGCUCGUCCCCGUCUGCCCCCGCGGGGCAAGGAGGGACGGUUCCCAUCCUGCUGGGAUGGGGCUGGGGGUGGCAGCUCACGCAGUGCCUGGGUUGGGAGCUCCCACCAUGGGGACGUCGUGUGGGGACAUCCUGGGGAGACGUUCUGCAAAAUUCUGUCCCUUGUGCUAUGGCCGGGGUGGGACGGGGAUAGGGCAAAGGCAGGGGACAGAGACCUUGGCACUGCCCCGGGGCUGCCGUUAAGCAAGGGGUUCACAAGUACUGCGCAGUUAGGUGGCUUUGAGACAAUUUCUAAUAAAACCACAUGAAAAUCCAGAGUGUUUUGCUGCUCCAGCAUCAGGACAGCCCCCCUGGCAUGGUGUGGGUUUGUCCCGGCUGAUUUUACCCACGGCCGGGGCCGAGCAUCCUCCCACGCGCUGCACAAACCAAGCCCGCGAUGGGCUGUGACCUGCAAGAAACCACAGCCCAAAGCGGCGCUGGGUGAGAAAACCCACGGGCAGCACCCAGAGCAACCCGGGCACACCCCGGGCGGCCACGAGCGUCCCCGUCCCCCUCCCCGGCAUGGACCCCGCGGUGCCCAAAGCCACGCUGAAGGUGCUGGGGCUGUGCGCGGCGCUGCUGGUGCUGGUGGCGGCGGUGACAGUCUCGGUGGCCGUGCUGCUGUGGCGCUCGGAGGCUCUGGGGAUGCUGCGGGGCUGCCGGGAGCGGGCGGCCAACGAGAGCCGGGUGCUGGAGCUGCGCCUGGCCGAGCUGGAGCAGGAUCGUGCCCGGCUGCAGCGCGCCGCGGCCGAGAGCGCGCGGGCAGAGGAUGCUCGGCGCCGGGAGCUCGCCCAAGCACGCCAGGAGGGCGAGAAGCUCAAUUCCAGCUUGGCGUCCUGCCGGGAGCGGGCGGCCAGGCUGGAGGCCAAUGCGACGGCGCUGCGGGACGAGGCGCUGGCGCUGCGGCGCGAGCGGGCUGAGCUGGCCCGCAGGAACACGGCCCUGCAAGAGGAGCUGGCGCAGGGCACGGAGCAGGCGAAGGGGCUGCGGCGGCAGCUGGAGGAGGCGGAGGAGCAGCGGCGAGCGCUGAGGGCACGCGGGGAGAAGUGUGAGGCUCGGCAGAAAGAGCUCGAGAAAACCCUGAGGGACUACGCGGCCGAGGCGGAGGCGCUGCGACGGCGGCGGGUGGGGUCCCGCACGGCCAAGCGCAGGUGCCCCCCUUCCCGGAAGGGCUGAAGCCCCGCAGCAUCCUUCCUGCCCCCCCCUUUUACCACCCCACCGACCACGCUUGGGUACGGCACCGCCACCGCGCCAGCACAUCCUCGACCCCCCCCUCCCCGCACCCACCUGCCGAAGCGGGGUGCCGGGGGGUGCCGGGGCCGAGCCCCAUCAUUCCCAGUCCCACAGCGCCCCUUAGCACUGGGACCCAGCAGCAGCUCAGCCCCGCUGCGCCGGGCAGCAUCAGAGCGGAGCCGUCGGAGGAAGACCACCGGCGCUGCCCUCGCCCGCGUCCCCCCGCCCCGCGGGCACCCAGGGACCGGGCUUGGGCAUUUUCGGGUGCUGGGAAGCCUUUGCUGGCCACCACCUGCUUAUCACGGCUGAUUUAUGGAAGCAGGUUCACGUCCCGAGGUUAUCCAAAAGGGUUUAUUGAUCAUUAACUCUUUAUCUGCGGAUUAAACAGAAGUG